UCCAAAAAUGACCCAGUCGCCUUCCGACUCACUGCUUGAUCAUCAUGCUCGUCCUCAUCUUGUGCCCGAAAUCCCAAUUGAGAUCGUAAGCGACGAAGAGAUGGCUCUGCUCGAAGCCGCCUUGCUCUCCGCUGGCUCUCUAAUCCCUUCCACAGUGAGAGCAUUCCCUUCAUUUCGAUCCUCUCACUUCCCUUCCAAUGUCAGGUCUAUUCAGUCCAUCACCCUCGUUUCCAAGAAGAGGUUUUCGGGUUGCUCCCAACCCGAUAUUGAGGAUUCGGGUUUAGGGUUCAACACCACCCAGAAGAAGACCCGGUUGGCUGAGUCGUUUUUGCACCGCUUCAGGAGGAAGAAGGGCUUGUGCGUCACCGAUUUUACUUCCGCGGAAUGGUGUGAAAAACAGACGGAGUUUGAGCUCCUCGGCGGCAAGAAAAAAAUUAAUAAGGCUAUGAAAGCUGGUAGUAAGCGCCAUGCAAAACUCGAAGAAGAGGUUCUAACAAGAGUUAAAGUUGAUAUCAAAUCAGACGAAGAUAAAUUUGCUCUGAAGCUUUUGAAUUGUAUUACCGGCAUAAAUCAAUUACAAUUUGAAGGAUUGACUCGAGAGCUGCCUCUCAUAGGUUUUGUAGAAGGUGUAUGGAUGGUGGGAGUGAUUGAUGAGGUUCAAAUGCCUGCAACAGAAACUCAGAGAAAUCCAUUAUUAGUUGACACAAAGACUCGUGUGAAAGAUACACUUCCUGCUGAACCACAACGAAGGAAUGGAAGGCUUCAAUUGAUGUGCUACAAGUAUAUGUGGGACAAUUUAGUUUCUUCUGAAUUCCCCUCCGACCAAUUCUUUGAUUAUUUUUCCUUAAAUCCUGAUUGUGACUUAUCUGAAGAAAUCAGGGAGGUCACAGCUAAAUCAGGGUGUCCAGCAAAGACCCUUGAUGACGUAGUGAGAUACUAUAGAAAUACCUGGAGCAUGCUACCCCCUGCUCAUGACCAACUUUUAUUGAGAUACGAGUUACAAAAAGACCAUUCACUAAUCGGCGAAGAUAAAUUUGCAUAUGACUCUGAUUGGGUUGAGAAGCAAAUUCAGUUUUCUCUCGAGUUCUGGUUAGGAGAGCGAGAAGCCAGUUACACUCCUGAGGAAGAGCGAUGGAAAUGCAACUUCUGUCAAUUUGCUUCCACAUGUCCUGCUAAAAGUGUAACCUGCAGCAACCUGCCGACUUAGAGAAAGGCGCUAGCAUUUGUGCUGUUUCAAAUCAGUGUCCUUAAUAGCGGGUACAAAGAAGCAUUGUGUUUUGGAGUUGCUUCUUCGGGGUAAUUGUCGUCUUAGAGGUUAUGUGCCAUGGUUGUGUCAUUCUUGUUGUAUUGUAAGCCUUAUUUGAUUCAUUGUUGUAAAAUUCAAUUGCUUUAUUGAAGCAAUGUGCAAUGCAAAUCCUUUUCUCAAGUUGAGAUUGUCAGCUUAA
Messenger RNA from Rosa chinensis, 1445 nucleotides. Its product is annotated as exonuclease V, chloroplastic. NCBI's taxonomy places the organism in Eukaryota, Viridiplantae, Streptophyta, Magnoliopsida, Rosales, Rosaceae. Bases 8 to 1207 code for a protein of 399 amino acids. Gene Ontology annotation, cellular component: nucleus. Gene Ontology annotation, molecular function: single-stranded DNA 5'-3' DNA exonuclease activity. The transcript has 7 exons. Gene Ontology annotation, biological process: interstrand cross-link repair. The record is from RefSeq and is a predicted model, not a curated record.